GUGUGGACACCUCCCGGACGUGGGGACACCUCCCGCCUCGCUUAAUGCUGGCUCGGCGGCAGGCAGCCGGGACUAACUGCCAACUGAGGCAAAGGAGGGCACUCCUGCGCCUGGGACCGAGGAGCUCCGAGGCGGGGGAGGAAGUCUUACGGUUUGGGGCUUCAGGACGCGGCUUCUGCUCGGGCCUCCGCACGGCGCUCCCCGCUCCGGAUCCGCCGGGAAGGGACCGCCCGGCUCCUCGCCUGUCACAAGACAGGACCUGUCGGCCUGUGCUCGGAGACACCUCCGAGAGCGCAGUGGGAGUCCGCGGCUUCACGUCCCCACGAAACUGGACUCCUUUUUGCUGCGAAUCGCUGGCUUUCCUGGAAAUCUGCAGACUGCCUCCUCCCGGCCGGACCCGGCUCCGCGACCAGAGGCCCCAACCUCGCGGGGGGCGCCGGGAGAUGACCAGCCGGUGGGUGUGGCCCAGGUGGAACCGGAGCCUCGGGGUGGAGUCCGGAGGCCAGGGGGAGGAGGGAGGGAGAGAAGCGGCCGUUGCAGGGGCCAAGGCGUCCCACGUGAUGGAGGCAGGGCUUGGGGAGCAGUGGGCGGGGCCUGAGAUGCUGGUCCUGGGCGUGAUGGGAGGAAACGGGGCUUCGGGGAGCAGGAGGCCCCGCCCGGUGGGGGCUGAGACUCCUCUCCCUGCCUCCCUUGCAGAGGUUAGACAGAAGCCCCAAUUUUAA
This is a messenger RNA of Antechinus flavipes (yellow-footed antechinus), 722 nucleotides long. RefSeq lists its product as uncharacterized. The transcript is spliced from 2 exons. The record is from RefSeq and is a predicted model, not a curated record. NCBI's taxonomy places the organism in Eukaryota, Metazoa, Chordata, Mammalia, Dasyuromorphia, Dasyuridae. The coding region runs from base 45 to 722 and encodes 225 amino acids.